AUGCUUAUCACUCGAGACGAAGCACCGAUUGAGUGUACGAAAGUAACUCCUGAAUGUCCUAUCUCUGGUACUAUCUCUGGAUAUGCCCCCAACUUCGCCGCAAGCAUCGCAUUUUGUGUUAUCUUUGGAAUUCUUGGUCUGGUCCAGCUUGUCCAGAUGCUCAAAUGGCGCAUGUGGUCUUUCGGUAUUCCUAUGGUUCUAGGAGCCGUCUCAGAGGUUAUCGGGUACGUUGGCCGACUUAUGCUGCACAGUAACGCAUACUCCGACGUCGGGUUUAAAACACAGAUUUGCACCCUGAUAAUUGCACCUGCCUUCUGGUCGGCCGCUAUCUACUUGACGUUAAAGCAUGUAGUCAUUCUUUUUGGACGCAAGUACUCGAUGCUCAGAGCGGCAUGGUAUCCUUACAUAUUCGUCUCUUGUGAUAUACUAUCGCUCGUUCUUCAAGGAGCUGGUGGUGCUCUUGCAGCUACAGCCACCACUUCCGACGAAUCUUCCCUUGGAGGUAAUAUCAUGUUGGCUGGAAUUGUCUGGCAGGUGGUUACUCUGACAGUGUUUGGGCUACUGUGGGCACAAUACUUUUGGCGCGUCAAGAAGGCACAAGGGCAUCAUUUGUCGGUGGAGGCUGAGAAUGUUUGGGCGUGCAAGAAUUUCUGGAUCUUUUUUGGUGGCAUUGGAGUGGCAUUUUUGACAACCUAUGCACGAUGUGUCUACCGUAUCGCGGAAAUGGCCGGUGGAUGGCAGAAUCCUAUUAUGCAAGAUGAACUCACCUUCAUCAUCUUUGAAUCUGUGUACGCUUGA
This is a messenger RNA of Penicillium hordei, 798 nucleotides long. RefSeq names its product RTA1 domain-containing protein. The transcript has 3 exons. Gene Ontology annotation, cellular component: fungal-type vacuole; plasma membrane. The record is from RefSeq and is a predicted model, not a curated record. NCBI's taxonomy places the organism in Eukaryota, Fungi, Ascomycota, Eurotiomycetes, Eurotiales, Aspergillaceae. The coding region runs from base 1 to 798 and encodes 265 amino acids.